UCACUUUCCUUUACUCAUCUCUUUAUCACUCGUUCAAUCACUGUUUUCAGGAGAGCACUGUCUACUUGAUGUAACACCCCAUGCUGUCGGACAGACUUAACUAUGCCCAGUAUUAUCCAAUCACAGUCUUCCUCAAGGCAGAGAGCAAAACAAAUGUUAAGGACCAGUGCUCCAAGUUUGCCAAAAACUCCACCAAGAACCCAAAGAAACUUUUCGAACAGAGCCAGAAACUAGAGAAAAUCUAUAGCCAUUUGUUCACGGGGGUGAUCAGUCACAAUAGCACAGAUGCCUGGUACAGCAGGCUCCUCGAGAUGAUUGAGGUGCAGCAGAACAGCCAAAUCUGGAUAUCUGAAUUUAAGCCUGAAGAAGACAUCAGUGAUGAUGUUCUCUUCCCCAUGACAAGCCGACUUAGUUUCGUUGCCUCACCAGAGAGCGACCUUGACCUGAGCCGUACUCAUGACGUGGACACGUUACCUCGAUUCCAUGGCUCCAAGCCAGGUUUAGUGCGCUCCUCGUCUGACCCCAGCAUAGCGACAGUGGAAAAAGUCCCAGGGAUUCCUCCUUACCCAUCACCCCCCCAACUAUUCAAAUGGGGCUAGAGAGAAGAGGUCCCCGACUAGUGUUCAUUAUCCAGGUGAUUCCAGAGAUGGCUUGAAUUUGGACGAACGUUACGGAGGCAGGGCAGAGGAUCGUUAUUAUCCGUCUUACUAUGCUGACAACCAUCUCCAUGGAAACGAGGACCCUAAUCAUCCCUCCUACUCGCACCCACGGGCUAACAUCGAUCCGUACGCGACACUGACACCCAGCGAGAGAAUCCGAGGCAGAGUAUCUGAAGAUUUGUUCGCACCCCAAGAUGGCCGCCAUUACAACCCAGCCUACUCUGACUAUAGAGAACCUUACAGGGAGAGGGUCAACUCUGAUGGAUUUCCUCCUCACAAAGGGAGAGUUCCAACCCCAGGGGAGGCUACUGCGCUCAGAGUCAACGUUGAUGGACCUCAUCACAAGAUGCACAAUGACUCUUCGUCCUACAGCAGUGACUCUUACAGUCGACACACCUCACGACCUGACAACAAGCAUGAUGACUCCAAACUCAGGGAGAAGUUUGCCGUUGUCAACGGGUCACCAAGGGGAGACAAAUCUGGCUCGCACAACCCUUAUCGCUUCACACGAAGCACAGCUAACCCGGUCAAUGUCACACAGGUUGACAAAGCCAAACUCUCCGACCUCAGUGCUAA
Molecule: messenger RNA, 1235 nt
Organism: Liolophura sinensis
Lineage: Eukaryota; Metazoa; Mollusca; Polyplacophora; Chitonida; Chitonidae
Product: tight junction protein ZO-1-like
Exons: 7
Coding region: 81-599 (172 amino acids)
Biological process (GO): protein localization to cell-cell junction; cell-cell junction organization; cell-cell adhesion
Cellular component (GO): plasma membrane; bicellular tight junction
Molecular function (GO): cell adhesion molecule binding
Source: RefSeq, a predicted model, not a curated record